AUGAACGUCGAACUCCAAGCAAAGUUUUGCGGGUCGAUCCCAACCCGCAGCUCCUUUAUGGAUUUCAUUAAUGGGGGCAAGUCUGUAUAUAGUACUGUGACCCGCAGUCCACCAAGCCCGGAUACUGGGUCUCGAUUUUCCAUUCAGCCCACGACACCAGAGGUUGAGACUCCCAAGGAUAAGACUGAAGUUCAGGACACUUCUUUCUUCGACGUUCAAACACCCUCUAUCGAGACCAACAUCCAACACGGCACUGUAGAGCCUACUAUUCCCGACUAUACUUUUGUUCUUGGCACUGAAGAUGAGUCUGUCACAGAUCAGUCUCCUAGUGAACCCCCAACGACCGACAACACUAUGGACGACAAUGCUACCAACCCCCCUUCUCUUCACGAUGUCACUAUCCCUCAGAUCUUCGUUACAGCGCCCACCACUCGUGAGUCUGGUUUAGCUGAGGCCGCCGUUGAUGAUGUCGAGUUUUUCGAUAGUGGCGAGGAGUUCGAAUUUUGCGAUGAAUUCGACGACAACGUCAAUGGAUUCCAAACCCAACAUCUCACCCCGGAACAUUAUGUCACCAAGGAAAUGGCCUCUCAGGCUAGAUCAAGUGAAAUUGAAAGUGUCGAAUUGGAAGCCACAGGCAUUGACACAGAUCCUGAAACCCAUGCCUAUACUCUCGACGAUUAUUCCAUAUCCACAGAAACCAGCGAGAGCUUUUCCAAUGAGAGCGGAAAGCCUUUGAUUUGCUUUGACGAGAGCGGAGAUCUCUACCUCAAGGUGGGACAGAGCCCAGGGCGGCUUAUGCUCGUCGAUUCCCGAGCCCUCAGCCGCGUGUCUCCCAGACUCAAGGAGAUGGUUUCUCGUAACCGGAAAGACGCCGAAGAUGGCGGCGACUGGACUAUCGAGCUACCGGAUGACAGUCCUGUCCCUUUCACUGUCCUUAUGAAUUUGAUUCAUACACGUUUCGAGAAGGUGCCCGCCAAAGUAUCACUCAAGAAGCUGUACGGUGCUUGCAUUCUCACCAGCAAGUAUGAGAUGACGCAAGUCCUACGACCUGUGGCUGAGCGCUGGUUCAAGGCUUUGGGUACCUCCAUUGAGGACUAUGGACUCUUUUUCAAGAAGGCAUAUAUUGCAUGGGAAUUGGGUUUCUCGGAGGAGCUCAGCGAGAUGAUGGGCCACGUUGUGCUCAACUGCUCAUUGAAUUGGAACGAUCAGCUCGUUAUCGGAGAGAACAAGGAGCCACUUUGCAAUUUUGAAGGAUUGCAAAGAAUUCCUAUUCUUGACUGUAUCGCAGAACACCGCGAACUCGCUCUAGAAACUUGCUGGUAUAAGAGCCAGAAGCUAGGUGAACAAGUCCUUUAUAGCUCUGUCAAGGGACACAUGUGCGGCGCUUCCCACAGCCGAGAGGAAAUGUGUCUGAUGCUGGGCAAGAUGCUAAGCAAGGCUGGCGAAGAAGGGAUACUCGACCUUUUCCACUUUGGGGGCAGUCUCGACGUAUUCCGGUCCUCGGACCUAGAUCUAAAGACUCUUGAGCACAAGAUUAGUCUCGUGGCUGAUCAUAUAGACUUGUGUGGAUGGUGUCAUGCAGUGCUCGAGACAGUCGAGGAGGUUCGGCAACAACUUCGAAGGGCAGCCGAUCCCCUCUACUUGAGCCAUCUCCGGACUUUGCAAAUUCAAGCUGCCAAGGUUAGAAUGAAACCUGGGGUCUUGGAUGAAGACGAUGACGAUGAAGAAUAA
Molecule: messenger RNA, 1731 nt
Organism: Fusarium proliferatum ET1
Lineage: Eukaryota; Fungi; Ascomycota; Sordariomycetes; Hypocreales; Nectriaceae
Exons: 2
Coding region: 1-1731 (576 amino acids)
Molecular function (GO): protein binding
Source: RefSeq, a predicted model, not a curated record